Messenger RNA from Neoarthrinium moseri, 1086 nucleotides. RefSeq lists its product as uncharacterized. The transcript has a single exon. Bases 1 to 1086 code for a protein of 361 amino acids. The record is from RefSeq and is a predicted model, not a curated record. NCBI's taxonomy places the organism in Eukaryota, Fungi, Ascomycota, Sordariomycetes, Amphisphaeriales, Apiosporaceae.
AUGAGUUUCUCGCAAUCGGCGAAGUUGAUUCUUCCGGUCGCUCGCUGCCACAACUGCGGCGGCGGGGAGGACUUCUGUGGAGGAUGCCGAGACAUCAACAUCAUACGAGUGAGAAGGCGGUGGACCACAACCGCGAAGACCGAUGAAGAAGACAAGGACGUGUUCAAUAAGCUAUUUGCCUUGAGAUAUGGCCGGGAGUCCAUGAACUCAGCUCUUUAUCACAAAUACUUCGGCAACUUUUCCCUCGCUAUGAAAUGGCACCGCGAAUCCUUGGGCCAAUAUAUUGAUGCCAUUUGCGAGGGCAGGCUUGAGCAAUUAUCGCUUGCCUCGACCUUCAUUCCGACAGACGCAUUCUCUCAACUCUCUACGGCAGAACUUCUGGAUCGCUGUAAAGAGCUUACGCGUCACCUACAGAAACUGCACUCUGAGUUGGGUCGCCGUGAAUUGGAUGCAGAUGCUGGCGAUGACGAGGACUCCGUCUAUUCUGACGUUGAUAUGGAAGAAAUUGACUUCGAUUUGUUCGGUAGCCCUGAGCCCGUAAUUGGGCAGCUGCCGACUCCUCUUGGCUCUCAAAAAGAAGCCCCAACGAAAGGUCUGGAGAUCCGGUCAAAGAUUCUUAAGUACUGGUCCGCCGACGAGGACUCUAGAGCCUACAAGUUCGUGCGGAAGCCGCUUCAUACCCCCAGAUUUCUUGCAAUCCUUCUGGAUCUUGCCAGGCACUAUUCAUGGGAACAAACCACUAGGAUGGUCAACUAUAUGGUCAUUGAGCGGGUUCGACACUUCCGCAGUGUGGACGAUAAGGAUCGGUACCCGAAACUAGACGACUGGAAGCAUGUCCUUGAUAUAUGCUCCAAGCUCGGCUUUCCUGUGAUUAAACCAGAAGAGAUACCAGCUGAUGUUCUACUGGCGAUCAACUUUCGUAUGACUAACCAGGGCCUCGUCAAGGAAGGGAACUCGUUCAGUCCCUAUGCCGACAAACUUGGCAUUUGCCUCCAACGGGGCGCGACUUGUAUGCGUUCGUCGACUGGGCCUCACAUCUUUCGUGUGCAGUACAUCACCAGGUGCUCACCGCAAGACGUCACGUAG